AUGUGGCAUUCUGCAGAUUUUAAUCGCGCAGUUAAGACGUUACUUUUUAGGAGGAAUAAAGCUCUCGUGCUACGGCGCGUUAGCGCUGACCGUAGGCUGAAAUAUAGCCCAGACAACGUGGCUGGAGCAGACGGAGACAUUGACCCCACUGAAGUCACCUUUCCAGGAUGUUCUUGUCUUACCCGCUCCUGUGUGGUUCACGUGUGCUCGUGUCUUUGCCGUGGUGAAAAUUACAGCAAUUUGUGCCUCAGGCCUACAGACAAAGAGGAGAAGUAUGCCAGGCCUGUUUUUGAAUGCAAUGCCAUGUGCCAGUGUGGUGAAUCCUGUCAGAACAGGGUUGUUCAGAGGGGUUUGCAAUUCAGGCUUGAGGUAUUCAAGACUGAGAAGAAAGGGUGGGGUCUUCGCACUCUGGAAUUCAUAGCUAAAGGAAGAUUUGUUUGUGAAUAUGCUGGUGAAGUUUUAGGCUUUAAUGAGGCACGCAGAAGAAUUCAGGCCCAGACAUCAAAGGAUUCAAACUAUAUUAUAGCAGUGAGGGAGCAUCUCCAUAGCGGGCAGAUAAUGGAGACAUUUGUGGACCCUACAUACAUUGGUAACAUAGGCAGAUUCCUGAAUCAUUCUUGUGAACCAAAUUUAUUUAUGGUGCCAGUUCGAGUUGACUCAAUGGUGCCUAAACUGGCACUUUUUGCAGCUACUGAUAUUUCUGCUGGAGAGGAACUUUCAUAUGAUUAUUCUGGAAGAUUCCAUAAUUUACCAGUAACUAAUGGAGAACAAAAAUCUUUAGAGGAAGAUAACAGAUUGAGAAAACCUUGCUACUGUGGUUCCCGCACAUGUGCUUCCUUCUUACCUUGGGACAGCUCCCUCUUUUCCACACCAGACACUUGUUCAGGGAGCUCUCCAGAGCUUUUCAGUCCCUAA
Messenger RNA from Nipponia nippon (crested ibis), 915 nucleotides. The record is from RefSeq and is a predicted model, not a curated record. Lineage: Eukaryota; Metazoa; Chordata; Aves; Pelecaniformes; Threskiornithidae.